Aspergillus pseudotamarii is the source of this 1590-nucleotide messenger RNA. Its product is annotated as cation diffusion facilitator family transporter. Bases 1 to 1590 code for a protein of 529 amino acids. Gene Ontology annotation, molecular function: monoatomic cation transmembrane transporter activity. The transcript has 4 exons. Gene Ontology annotation, cellular component: membrane. The record is from RefSeq and is a predicted model, not a curated record. Gene Ontology annotation, biological process: monoatomic cation transport; transmembrane transport. Lineage: Eukaryota; Fungi; Ascomycota; Eurotiomycetes; Eurotiales; Aspergillaceae.
AUGGCAUGGAUUAGUCGCUCCGAUACGAUGCCACAGAGCUCUCCACCAUCGUCCCCUGCCUUGUCAAGCUCCUAUCAUUCCAUACGUCCUAGAAGACCUAGUCUUGAGUUCGAGGGUGAAAUCUUGUCUACCCGUGGUCAACGUUUGGCAAGUCUUAUUCGCAGGCGUUCUAUCUCCACCCAGAGCCCUGAACCCUGGGAUGAUAGUACUCGGCAUGAUGACCUUCCGCCAUGGGAACGGGCGAAGAAAUUGAUCGGGGACGUUAAAUCCGUCUAUAAUUGGCAACUGUAUUAUAGAGACCCCAAAUCGUUAGAAGGAAUGGGAAAAAAGCUACGUGAAUAUUAUGAACGGAACAAUAAUCUCAUCGCGCAAUACGUAUACAUUGACCGACUACUGGACUCAUCAUUGCCGCACCGCCUCAUUGGAGAUUAUCACCAAAAUCGAGAUGUUAUACCUGAAAUGCACUCCUGGAAUUCCGGAAACGAAUACGAACCGGACAACAGCCUGUCUACUGUUCCUGCUGAUGGUAAUGGUAAUAGUAAUGGAGAGCCGCAACAAAAGCAAGACCGAAUUAAACGGACUCCGCGCAACCUCUAUCGAAUCCCAGAUGAGAGCACGCCUCUUUUACCUCAGGACGGAAACGAAAGCGCCCCGUCUCUAUCCGAUGGCGGGGCGAAAGACGACGACUUCGUGGAUAGCAGUGCCCGUAUUGUUACUAUUGCCAUCUACGUGAACUUCGUCGCCAACGUGGUCUUACUAAUAGCAAAAAUAGUUGUCAUGUCCAUGACCAACUCCCUUUCUGUUCUUGCUAGUUUGGUGGAUGGCGCAUUGGACUUUCUGAGCACUGCCAUUGUCUGGGUGACAACGACCCUCAUUCAGAAGGACGACCGCUAUCAGUACCCCAUUAGCAGACGUCGACUGGAACCCCUGAGCGUGUUGGUUUUCGCCGUCGUGAUGAUGACCUCCUUUGUUCAAGUGGCCAUCACCUCCUUCACUCGGCUGAUCUCCGACGAUACAAGCUUAGUUAACCUCACGAUACCUUCGAUUGCGGUGAUGGCCAGCACCGUAGUCGUGAAACUCGCAUGUUGGUUCUGGUGUCGAUUAAUCAAGAACUCAAGUGUCCAGGCCCUGGCACAAGAUGCUGAAACAGACGUGGUAUUCAACUUCUUCAGUAUCCUUUUCCCUCUGAUCGGCUCCUUCACCAAACUAUGGUGGGUCGAUCCCUUAGGCGGUCUUCUCCUCUCAGUCUACAUCAUAUGGAACUGGAGCGGAACCGCAGGCGAGCAUAUUCGCCAUCUCACCGGAGCGGCUGCAUCUCCCAUCGACCAGAGUGUUCUACUUUACAUGACCAUGCGAUUCUCCAAAGCCAUCCUCAAGAUCCAGAACCUAAGGGCCUAUUAUGCCGGAGACCUCUUGAAUGUCGAAGUAGACAUCAUCCUGGAAGGGAAGACCCGGCUGCGCGAUGCUCAUGACAUCGGCGAGAGUCUGCAGUACAUGAUCGAGAGUGUCCCCACGGUCGACCGUGCCUUCGUACACAUGGAUUAUGAUCCGUGGAAUAUCCCUACUCACCUGAAUCAACAGGCUCAUUAA